Drosophila ananassae is the source of this 743-nucleotide messenger RNA. It is a transcript of the gene ix, whose product is annotated as mediator of RNA polymerase II transcription subunit 29. The coding region runs from base 113 to 667 and encodes 184 amino acids. Gene Ontology annotation, cellular component: mediator complex. The record is from RefSeq and is a predicted model, not a curated record. Gene Ontology annotation, molecular function: transcription coregulator activity; transcription factor binding. Gene Ontology annotation, biological process: regulation of transcription by RNA polymerase II. NCBI's taxonomy places the organism in Eukaryota, Metazoa, Arthropoda, Insecta, Diptera, Drosophilidae. The transcript has a single exon.
GUUAAAAAUUCCCUAACGCCUCCAGGUAAUCUGUUAUCGAUUGUACAGCCAGACGAAACAAAGUGCCGAACAAAUUUACUGCUCAAAGAAAAUCAUAAAAUUGCAGUGGAAAAUGAACCCGAACCCUAUGAUGCCCAUGUCCGGACCGCAGAUGAUGCAAGUGAUGCAGAGCUCGCCUUCAGGACCUCCCGUGCCUGUGCCCGUGCAGCAUCAGCAGCAACAACAACAGCAGCAACAGCAAGCCGAGAAACUGGACAACAUUUCGAAAGUAAAGAAUCUGCUAGUCCCACUCCGGGAAUCAAUGUUCCUAACCAUCCGCUCGAGCGCAUUUGCGCUACAGCAAAACAACCUGGCGGAUAAUCUCAAACGAGAUACUGGACCACAUGUGCCGCGCUUCGACAAGCAUCUGGAGGAUUUCUACGCUUACUGUGAUCAGAUCGAGAUACAUCUGAAAACAGCAAUGCAAUGCCUUCAGCAACAGAACUCUUCAAAUCAUUAUCUGCCCGGGCCGGUGACGCCGAUGCGGAUGGAGAGCUUCAUGCCGGAGAACGCAGGUCCAAUUCCGUACCCCACAUAUCUUAAUACUGUAAGGGUUCACGUCCAGUCGGCGAAGGACAUACACGACACCCUGAUUAGCGCAGCCCAAAACAUUUCUCAAGCUGAUUGAUAGUUAUAGGUGAAUUAGUUAAUAUUUUUUACCACGAAUAAACUUAAGUUAGUAAUAAAUACAAUUUUAUACACAA